AUGCUCCUCCCAGCUCCUUUGUCGAAGUACGUAGCGUCUCUCAAGUCGCUGAAGCGGAAAUGGCAGGGCCACGCUGCUUCACGGCCCGAGGAUGAUACCAAGUCGCUUUUUACCAGGCUAGUUACUGUCUUUCUGUCUACCUGGGACCUUGGCUUUACGUCCUUCGGAGGUCCACCGGUGCAUUUUCGCAUCUUCCACCAGAGAUUCGUCGAGGGUAAAGGAGUCAAGGAGAAAUGGGUUGAUGAGCAGACUUACCAGGAGCUCUUCGCAAUCUGUCAGGGACUUCCAGGACCAGCGAGCACAAAGUUGCUCUUUUGCAUUGCAUUGCUCCAUGCAGGAUUUCUUCCAGCUCUCCUUGUAUUCUUCUUGUGGUGUCUUCCUGGCGCAAUUGGCAUGUAUGCUUUCUCUCUGGGUGUUCAGCGAAUCGGCGAGACUCUUCCGGCACCCGUUUAUCCGUUACUAUCUGGACUAAACUCAUCUACCGUGGGAAUCAUUGCUCUAGCAGCAGUACAGCUAGCGGAAAAAGCCAUCAAGGAUAAGUUGACUCGCAUCUUGGUGACCCUUGGUGCUUGUGCCGGGCUAUGCUACAAUGCAUUGUGGUAUUUCCCAUUGCUAAUGGUCCUUGGUGGAAUGGCCACCGUUAUCUGGGAUGGAUGGCUGUAUCAGAAAAUUCGUAGCUUCGGGCAGAACCGAAAGAGAAGGAAUACCCACCCCGAAGCUGCGGAGGAAACAGUAGAGCCGCAGAGCGUUCACACAGGAGACCGGCAAGGCCAUGCCAAUUCCAGUGGGCCAGAGGACAGUGCUCAAAUGAGAUCCCGCAGAACAAACACUCCGGGGGCUAGCUUACAGCACGAUGGGGCGGGUCCUCUUUCUGACCCUAAUCAACCUGCUAACUCGCAAAAGCAUGUUAUCCGGAUCAGAUUUGGCAUACUAAUAACUGUGCUAUUCUUUGCAUCGUUCAUAGGCGUUCUGGUCGCCAGAGGAGUUCUUCGCGCUCCACCCUUGGCCCUCGACCUCUUUGCUAGUAUGUACCUUGCAGGAACUGUGAUCUUCGGCGGUGGCCCUGUUGUCAUUCCACUUCUGCGAUCAUACGUCGUCGACCCCGGUUGGGUGUCAGGCCGAGACUUCCUUCUUGGACUUGCUAUCAUCCAGGCAUUCCCCGGUCCGAACUUCAACUUCGCCAUCUUCCUCGGUGCUUUAGCCCUACAAAAAUCACAGUUCCCGACCAUUUUCGGCGCUAUUCUUGGUGGUUUGGGAAUAUUCUUACCUGGAAUCACCUUAGCUGUUGCGUUCCAGAGCUUCUGGGCAGUGCUACGAAAGAGAAAAUGGUUUACAGACUUUCUUCGCGGAGUUAAUGCAACCGCUGUUGGAUUGGUUUUCACUGCGGUUUACCGCCUGUGGGAGAUUGGUUAUCUUACGUCCCAAACUUCCAAUGGGCAGAGCUUAGGCAAGGAGCCGUGGUGGGUUGUUAUAGCUGCUGUGACUUAUGUUGAGAGCGCAUGGUUUGGUAUCCCGCCACCAGUCGCGAUUAUGAUGGGCGCAGUUCUCGGUCUUUGCUGGUACGGUGCCGUUGGACGGUGA
This is a messenger RNA of Nannizzia gypsea CBS 118893, 1581 nucleotides long. Its product is annotated as chromate transporter. Gene Ontology annotation, molecular function: chromate transmembrane transporter activity. Gene Ontology annotation, biological process: chromate transport. NCBI's taxonomy places the organism in Eukaryota, Fungi, Ascomycota, Eurotiomycetes, Onygenales, Arthrodermataceae. The transcript is spliced from 4 exons. Bases 1 to 1581 code for a protein of 526 amino acids. The record is from RefSeq and is a predicted model, not a curated record.